Molecule: messenger RNA, 3108 nt
Organism: Melanotaenia boesemani (Boeseman's rainbowfish)
Lineage: Eukaryota; Metazoa; Chordata; Actinopteri; Atheriniformes; Melanotaeniidae
Gene: kcnh6b
Product: potassium voltage-gated channel subfamily H member 6
Exons: 11
Coding region: 118-2652 (844 amino acids)
Biological process (GO): regulation of heart rate by cardiac conduction; membrane repolarization during action potential; regulation of ventricular cardiac muscle cell membrane repolarization
Cellular component (GO): membrane
Molecular function (GO): inward rectifier potassium channel activity
Source: RefSeq, a predicted model, not a curated record
CGACCCAGCGAUGCUUUUACUGCUGGGCAUGUUCAGCCCAUCAUUAGAAUUCACAGUCAGGGAGGAGAACCUGCUGAAAGUUGCCAUGAUGGAAGACUACUGUUAAUUAAUCCGCUAAUGGAAAAAUCAGUACUUUCUUUAGAGUCUGAUGUGCUACCUGAAUACAAACUCCAUGUGCCAGAGACAACAUGGUGGAUCUUGCUUCACUACAGCCCCUUCAAAGCGUUUUGGGACUGGAUUAUUCUCCUUCUGGUCCUCUACACAGCCGUUUUCACUCCUUACUCUGCUGCCUUCCUCUUGGAUGAACAUGGGGAUUUACGGCAAAGGCGUUGUGGCUACACCUGUAAUCCUCUGAAUGUGGCAGACCUCAUGGUAGAUGUGCUGUUUAUUGUGGACAUAGUCAUCAACCUUCGUACGACAUACGUGGACCAAAACGACGAGGUGGUCAUACAGCCCAGCCGAAUAGCCAAGCAUUAUAUCAAAGGCUGGUUCCCCAUUGAUCUGUUUGCAGCAAUUCCUUUUGACCUUCUUGUUUUCAGAUCUGGCUCUGAUGAGAUGGCCACCUUAACAAGCCUGCUGAAAACAGCUCGACUGUUGAGAUUGGUCCGUGUGGCGAGAAAGCUGGACCGAUAUUCUGAAUAUGGAGCAGCUGUCCUCUUCUUGCUCAUGUGCACUUUUGUCCUCAUCGCCCAUUGGUUAGCCUGCAUUUGGUACGCCAUUGGCUUUGUGGAGAGGCCAUACACGGAGACCGGUUGGCUGGACAACCUGGCUGAACAACUGGGAAAGACAUACAAUGACAGUGACUCCACCUCUGGUCCAUCAGUCAAAGACAAAUAUGUCACUGCUCUGUAUUUCACUUUGAGCAGCUUGACAAGUGUGGGGUUUGGAAAUGUGUCUCCAAACACCAACUCUGAGAAGAUCUUCUCCAUCUGUGUCAUGGUCAUUGGAUCCCUAAUGUAUGCAAGCAUAUUUGGGAAUGUAUCUGCUAUCAUCCAGCGGCUUUACUCUGGUACAACGCGUUACCACACCCAAAUGCUACGGGUCAAAGAAUUCAUCCGCUUCCACCAAAUUCCAGGUGGUCUGCGGCAAAGGCUGGAGGAGUACUUUCAGCAUGCCUGGUCUUACACAAAUGGCAUAGACAUGAAUGCUGUGUUGAAGGGAUUUCCAGAGUCUUUUCAGGCAGACAUCUGUUUGCACCUAAACCGUUCUUUGCUACAAAACUGCAAGGCUUUCCGUGGAGGCAGUCAGGCUUGUCUGCGUGCCUUAGCUGUGAGGAUGAAGACCGUCCAUGCUCCUCCAGCAGACACCCUGAUUAACUACGGAGACAUCCUACACUCUCUCUUCUUUAUUUCUCGUGGAUCCAUCCAGGUUGUGAGGGAUGAUGUGGUGGUAGCAAUAUUGGAAAAAAAUGACAUCUUUGGCGAGCUUAUCUACCUCUAUGACGAACCAGGGAGGUCCAACGCAGAUGUGCACACCAUUACUUACUGUGAUCUGCACCGAAUCCCCCGCGAUGAUCUGCUUGAGGUCCUUGAUAUCUACCCGAGUUUUGCUGACAACUUCUGGAGGAAUUUGGAGAUCACAUUUGACCUGCGAGAUGCUGAUCAAGUGGCACCAUUAAUAACAACUGAUGAUUCUGGUGACGACGGCGAAUAUCGCCCCAAACCAAGACAUAGGAUUCACUCCCUUGACUGUAGAAUUAGGCCAGAUGGGAUCGAUGACGAGGACUCGUACCCCAUUCGGUCCUGUCAUCACUCUCCUCCUCAGGCCAGCUGGGAGGAUUUCUGGAGCUGUGGAUCCUCAUGCUCUCAGUCAAGCGAUGACCUGGCAAAGCCUCUUGCUCGCAAUGCUAGAGCAGAGCUUUCACUUCAAGAAGAUGCCAGACGGGACUACACUCCCUCUGUAGUGCAACUGCCGCCCCAGAUUGGAGCCUCAGUGGGGCGGGAUGUGGUGCUGGAUCAGGGCCAUCAAGCCUCAUCUUUAAAGGUUCCAGGAAUGUGUCGAUACUGGCCAGACCGACCGUCACAACAGUUUUCUAAUCAUGUCUAUAGAUCUUCCUCUGUCUGCAACUCAAACCACCCCCCACCAUUCUCAGAAGAAAGACCCAGCGAGCUUGAGUCUCGGCUUGAGCUUUUGCAUUCACAACUCAACAGACUUGAGACACGCAUGACAGCUGACAUCAACGUUAUUCUGCAGCUUCUCCAGAGACAGAUCGCUCCUGUACCUCCAGCUUACAGCACUGUAUCAUCCAGUACCCUCCCGACUGAUUCACCUGGUCUGUAUGGGACUGGCUCUCCAGUGCUGCACAGAAUGUUUCCCAUUUUUCCUGUACAGACAGACAGCCGGGCAUCGGCACAGACUUUGGAUCAGACUGACUUGAAAUCCUGCAAGAAGUCCCAGGAGUCACUUUCCAGUGGGAUCCAUAUGACAGCAGCAUCUGACGACACAUCAAUCAUGACCAUCACCCCUGAAACUGACACUCAUAAAGAGUUAAUUGCACAGCUGCCCCAGCAACCAGCCAGAUCAGCCCUCACAGCAAACUCCAGACUCUGCGAGAACCUCCGCUGCCCCUCACUGCCAGUGAACCUGGAUGUCACCUCGGGGGAGGCGGAAAUCCAGAAGCACGCCUCAGAUCCUGUGCUGCCCAUCAUCUGACAGCCAGCAACGUAACAACUCUAAUCUACUUAUAGGUUUUUAAAGGACCUAUGUAACAAGUCCACCUAUUUUGUCUGCAGACAAACAUGUAUCAGUCCACAUUUGGACAGCAAGUAGUCUCCAAAUUAGAUCAUGGUAGCCAAGAAAAAUUUCCAUUUGACACUAGUUUACAUACUGUCAGUUGCAAAGUACAUCUGAAGAACGUGCCUCAAGAGUAACAUUUAAAAACAUUUUUUCUGUGUAUUAAGGACUGACGCAGGACAGCUAUCAUUUUAUUUUUUUAUUGGACAAUUGCUCUUUCAUUUGUAUAACACUCAAAAUUUCUUCUGUAAAUUUGGUUGUGGUUUUGAUUUCAGCUCAUGAACUUGUAAGCCCUGUUCCAUUACUAUCCUGUAGGGCUUGACCCUGUGUUAACCUGGAGUAAUGGUUUCCAUGUACUGACUGAUAUUGUUACUU